Molecule: messenger RNA, 2220 nt
Organism: Harmonia axyridis
Lineage: Eukaryota; Metazoa; Arthropoda; Insecta; Coleoptera; Coccinellidae
Gene: Dcps
Product: m7GpppX diphosphatase
Exons: 3
Coding region: 36-1088 (350 amino acids)
Biological process (GO): deadenylation-dependent decapping of nuclear-transcribed mRNA
Cellular component (GO): P-body; nucleus
Molecular function (GO): hydrolase activity; RNA 7-methylguanosine cap binding
Source: RefSeq, a predicted model, not a curated record
GUAGCAUGUUUUCCAUAAAUCUAUGAUUAUUUACAAUGGCUACUCCUGCAAAAAUUUCGAAAUUAGUUGAUGAAAUUGAUGCACCAAAAAAUUCCAAAACUACCAAAGAGUUUUCUAAUGUUGAGUUGAAAAAAUCUAACGCUGAUGAAAAAAAUGUAUCAAAAAAUUCUGUCGGAAAUCAAAAUCAGCAGAUAAAAAAUUUAGACAAAUUCAUAUUCGAAAAGGUUUUGAACAACAAUACACUUCGUAAAUCAAUUUGUUUGAAAGGGCACUUCGCUAAUAUUGAAGGUGACGCUAUUGUAAUUCUUACACAAUCGCCUUUUGAGGAGGUACUCUUCAGAGAAACACCAUAUUUCAGCAAGGGAAAUACAAAAAUUACUUUUGAAAAUGAUAGUUACGGAAAUUUAAAGUUUUUUCCUGUAUCAGAACUAAAUGGCCUAGAUGUAACUGUAAUUCAUCCAGCUACUGAGAAGCAUAUACAGAAAUAUUCCUCUCAUAUUUUAUAUAUGUUAGAUGAAACUCCAGAUAUAUAUAACAAAAUAGUUCUGCCCCUAUUGAAGAAUCAGUUUAGUUUACAGUGGAUUGACAACAUUUUAGAUCAUAAAGCAGAGACAGAAAGAAUUGUCUUCGAGGAUCCUGAUCCUGAAUCAGGAUUUGUAUUGUUGCCAGAUCUCAAGUGGGGUGGUCAGGUAGAUUCCUUGUAUUUGUUGGCAAUAUGCCACAAAAAAAAUAUUAAAUCACUCAGGGAUUUGAAUGCAGAUCAUUUACCAAUUCUGAAAAAUAUUUACUCGAAAGGAAUUAAAGCAAUAUCAGAAAAGUAUGGUCUUGAUCGAAGUCAACUAAGGAUAUACCUACAUUAUCAACCUUCUUUUUAUCAUUUACAUGUUCACUUCACAUACUUAAGACACGAGGCACCUGGUAUAUUGGUUGAAAGAGCUCAUUUAUUAAGUUCUGUUAUUAAUAAUAUUGAAUUGCUGCCAGAUUAUUACCAAAAAGCAACCUUAUCUUAUGUUGUGAGAGAAAAUGAUGCAUUAUUCGAAAAAUUAGAAGAGAAGGAUAUACUCAGGAAGAUUUCAGUGUCAGAAUAAUGGAGACUCCCAUUGAAGGUAUUAUUAUUGAACUUAGACCGAGACUACGUUCUGUGAAUUUCUUCAUCAAUCUGAAGAAAGAAGUUGACCCCCGAUCUUUUAAAAUUAAUCUAUUUCCCAAAAGGUUCGAAUUAGUGAGUGGUAAAAUAGUUAUUCCCGUGAACUGUCCAAGUAAUGAUGAAUUUUUAGAAAAUUCUUUAUCUUGUCUCACCUUUGGUGAGAGCUACAUUUAUUUUCGCUCUAAUUUGGGUACUGUUGACAAGAAAUUAGGAAGUGUUAAUGGUGAAUUCUUGAAAACAUUUUCUCAGUCAGCUGGCAUGAGAUCUCAGAUGAAUUUAUCUCCUGAACUCCAAUACAAAAUUCAAUGUGUCAAUUGCCAACAAAACUUCAAUGAACAAAUAAAAUUCAAUAGAAUAUUACCUUUACCAAGUAAUCAUAUAGAUCCCAGUGAAUGGUUUUGUCAUAAACAUGUAAAUGACAAAAAUCCUGUGAACAAUUUGAAUCCAAAACCAAAAGAUUUAUUUUAUUCUAGUUGUUAUUUUCAUAUAAAUGAGGAAAAUUUCAAAAAUGUAGUUGUUAAAUCAAGAAGCAUUGUAUGUAAAAGGUGUUUUUUUUGGAUAGGUCAUAAAACUGAAAAUUAUAUUAAAUCUUGGUUUCACAACAUUCAAUUUGUUAGUGAAAAUAAAAUUGAGCAUUCAUCUCCAACAAGAGAUGUGUUUCUUACAAUAUCUGAUAUUAUUGAGCAAAGUUUUUUAGGAUGUGGAAAAAUUUUAUUUGAACAAUAUUCUUCUAAAAGAAAUGAUUACUUGUUUCUAUGGGUUCUUGAAAAGAAUUUACAAAUCUUUUAUGGAGAUGGAUUCACGGACUUGAAACAACAUAGUGUUUAUAAAGUAUUGUAUAAAUUUGAAAAUGAUAUUGAUAUUGUUAAUCAAUGGAUGAAUGAUAAUAGUGUAUUUUGUGUUAAUGUUUCAAAACAAAUGAUGGUUGAUGCUUUGAAGAAUCUGAAUAAGUACCAUAAUUUACUUCCUGACAGCUUCAGUAAAUCCAAUGGAUUGUAUAUUUCCUACUUGUUAAUUCCAGAUGAAUAAAAAUAUUUACCACAUGAAAGUUAAGGCUUAACUUCUGACCUAUA